Molecule: messenger RNA, 4834 nt
Organism: Amphiprion ocellaris (clown anemonefish)
Lineage: Eukaryota; Metazoa; Chordata; Actinopteri; Pomacentridae
Gene: dhx58
Product: DEXH (Asp-Glu-X-His) box polypeptide 58
Exons: 12
Coding region: 2275-4320 (681 amino acids)
Biological process (GO): positive regulation of interferon-beta production; response to virus; innate immune response
Cellular component (GO): cytoplasm
Molecular function (GO): double-stranded RNA binding; hydrolase activity; DNA binding
Source: RefSeq, a predicted model, not a curated record
CCAGCUUUAAAGUAAAAACAAAUCUGAUUCUAGACAUAAUUUUGAACUAUAAACAACCUUAAUCUGAGAAAAAUGUCUGUUUACACUUUCAAAAGAUGUUAAAUUGGUAAAGGCAGACUUGUGUCUUGUCCUUGACUGGAGAUUAGAAGGUGCUUGAAGCCAAAUUCAUCCCUUAUUACCAAAAUAUCCUUGCCUGUAACUCAGAUUUUAGGUUUUGCUUUCCCAAGUAACAAAAAUGAAAACAGGCGGGGCCCAUUUAGGGCUCAGUGGAUGCAAAACCUGGCAAAGUUUGUAGUGGAUAUUUCCUUUUCAGUCACAGCCUCGACUGUGAAUCGGAUAAAUAUAAUGUUGUUUGGAAAAGUUUCACUUCAGGCUUCGUCUGUCACUGCAUCAGUGAAAAAACUUGCUGUUGUACCUCCAGAGCCUCCCUCAGUAGGGUCCCCCUUUUGGUUUUGUUUCUCAGAAUCACUCAGCAAAACCUAACCGGUCUUAAAACUCCACCUAAAAACCACAGAAUCAAUGCUGAGUGAUGCUUCUAACAUCUUGUCAAGAGGUGCAUUAUGUCCACUUAAAGACAGUAAAGACUCCAAAGUGUCCAAGUAGAGACAAUAAAGACCCUUGUGUGUCUGCAUAGAGAUAAUAAAGACUCCAUAGUGUUAAAGUAGACGACAAAGACUCUCUGGUGUCCACAAAUAGAGGACUCUUGCGGAUCUACAUUGAGACAUUGAGACUUUCCAUGUAGUCAAUAAGGACCCCAAAGUGUCCAUGUAGAGAUGAUAAAGACCCCAUAGUGUCCAUGUGGAGACAAUAAAGACUCUAAAGUGUUGAUGCACAGAAGGUAUCAACUCUCUACGAUGUCCAUGCAGACAAUAAAUACUUCCUGGUGUCCACAUAGAGACAGUAAAGACUCCAGAGUGUCCACAUAGGCGAUAAAGACACCGAUAGGAAUGUUAAAGAUUCCAAAGUGUCCACUUAAAGACUCUACGAUACCCAUGUUAACAUAAUCAAGUGUCCCAGGUGUCCAUGUAAACAUAACAAAGACUCCAAAGUGUCCAUAUUGAUGAUAUAGACACCUUAGUGUCCAUGUAGAGACGGUAAAGACUCCAAAGUGUCCAUAUAGAGACAAUAAAGACACUUGUGUGUAUAUGUAGUGAUAAUAAAGACCCCAAAGUGUCCACAAAUAGACAAUAGAGACUCCAAGGUGUCAUCAUAGAGUCGAUGUAGACUCCAAAAUGUCCAAGUAGAAACAAUAUAGACUCUCGGGUAUCUACGAUGAGAUAAUAAAGACUCCCAACUGUCCAUGUAGAGAUGAUAAAGACUCUGUGUCCAUGAAGAGACGAUAACAGGUUUUGAGAAACACCAAUCAAUGUUUCUUACCAUUUCUUACAUCUGAUAACCCAAACAAGUAGCCGAUUAAUCAAGAAACUAUUCGACAUAACUCCUACUUGUAACCUAAUCACUUAAAAGACUUCGGGUACUCCAUUGGUACUCCAUUUUAGUAGGCCCAAAGUGUUCCAAACUCCCUGGAACCCAACCGGAACCAGCGUCCAUAGUGGUUUUAGUGUUUUGAUUUUCUUGAUAUUUACACUAUUUCUGAUUCUAUCUGUACCUGGCUGCUGCAGAGAUUUCAAAUGUUUCUUUUCAUUACUUUCUGUUAGAAUACCUUCACUCAGAGAUUUACUGUAUUAAUGUCCUGCAAAACAAGGACUUGCAACUAAAAGUGUAAAGUUGCAGACUAACCUGGUGGCACAAAGCAUCCAGUUUGACAGGUUAAUGUGACAGAACCACAGGAAAUGCACUCGUUGGUUUUGCUUUCCUGAUGUAAUGGAGAACAGAUGGGGCCAGUCAGGGGGCAUGCAGACCCCCAGGAAACAAUUCAGCAUUCAAAAACACAGUGAUUCCAGACAUACUGUAGAUGGGAUUGAAAUUAUAAUGGUGAACAAAGGAAAAUAUGGGUCUGGACAUGUUUUGUUUUUAGUUUUUUUUUGUGAAAAAGUGGUUAUUAAAGAGUCUUUACUUCCAAUAACCUGUCACUGAUAGUGGCCUCUAGCUGCUGUUCAUCCAGAGCCCCCCUCACUGGUCCCUCUUUCUGUGUUCAGCUGAGUUUUACUUUCGUUUUCCAGUUUCCACGUCACUCAGCUGAUCACAACAGCGUUUAAAACCCCUCCUCUGCUCUGUGUGGUGUUAGUGGACGAGGAGAAGCUGGAAACGCAACACUGAUCUGUUUUCACUGCCGAGAGGUAUCUGUGCAACUCUGCUGUGUUACUGAGCAGGAUGGCGGAGUUUCAGCUGUUUGCAUACCAGGAAGAAGUGGUUGAAAGGGCUGUCAAGGGAGAAAAUAUUAUUAUUUGGCUGCCAACUGGAGGUGGAAAGACUCGUGCUGCAGUGUACGUGGCCAAAAAACACCUGGAGACCACGAAAAAUGCCAAAGUGGUGGUUCUGGUGAACAAGGUUCACCUUGUGGACCAACAUUACAGCAAAGAGUUCCAGCCUCACCUGGGUAAUAAAUACUCUGUGAUGCCGGUUAGCGGUGAGAGCGAGGAGAAGGAUUUCUUCGGGAUAGUGAUGCAGGAAAAAGACGUGGUCAUCUGCACAGCUCAGAUCUUAUACAACGCUCUGAUCCACGCGGAGGAGGCAAAACAUGUGGAGCUCUCAGAUAUCACUCUGCUGAUCAUCGACGAGUGCCACCACACCCAAAAGGAGUCGGUCUACAACAAAGUGAUGAGAUGCUACGUGGAGAAGAAGCUGAAAGGCGAGCGACCGCUGCCUCAGAUCCUUGGAUUGACGGCGUCUCCGGGGACGGGAGGCGAGAAGAUCCUGGAUAAAGCUGUGGAGCACGUCCUGCAGAUUUGCGCCAACUUGGACUCGGCCAUAGUUUCAGCAAAAAACUUUGCGCCUGAACUGGAGCAGAAGGUCCCCAGACCCAUCAAGACCUUUGACAUUGUGGAGAAAAGAAUUCUGGAUCCGUUCGGGGAGCACGUGAAGUCGAUGAUGGAGAUGAUUCAUGGCUUCAUGAACCUUCCUCCAGAUGUCAGGCUCAGAGAAUGUGGCACUCAGGAAUACGAGGCAGAUGUGGUGAUUCUGGAGCAGCGAGGAGUCAGAGAGAGCAACAGGAUGCUAGCUCAGUGUGCGAUCCACCUCCGACAGUACAACGACGCCCUGCUGAUCAACGACACCCUGAGAAUGAUGGAUGCUUAUCGAUCCCUGGAGGAUUUCUACACCACAAAAUCCAGCGCCGCCAUCGAUGGAACCGACUUCUUCCUGGUGGGGCUCUUCGAAGAGAACCAGGUGGAGCUGAGGAAACUCGCUAUGGAUGCUCGGUUUGAGAACCCAAAGAUGGCCAAACUUGAGAGCACUCUGCUGAAGCAGUUCGGUCCGGACGUCCAGUCCAGGGGAAUCCUCUUCUCUAAAACCCGUAAAAGCACCCACUGCCUCAAUGACUGGGUCCUCAAAAACAGGGCCUUACAGGAAGCUGGCAUCAAGGCAGCGAUCCUCACUGGGGCUGGCAGCGGCAUCACCUACAUGACUCAGAACGAGCAAGCAGACACAAUCCGAAAUUUCCGGAAGGGUUCUCUGAACCUCCUGAUAUCCACCAGCGUGGCUGAAGAAGGCCUCGACAUCCCAGAAUGCAACCUGGUGGUUCGCUACGGACUGCUGACCAAUGAGAUCGCCCAGCAGCAGGCCAGUGGACGAGCCCGAGCCAGAGACAGCCAGUACUCGGUUGUUGCCCAGGAAGGAGGAAAAGAAGUCCGCAGGGAGCGCAUCAACGAAUAUCUGGAGGAGCUGACCGGAAAAGCCAUCGAUGUAGUCCAAAAAAUGGGCCCCCAGGAGUUCCGCACAAAGAUAGGAGAACUUCAAACAGAAGCAGCCCUUCGCAGUAAAUUUGCAGAAAGAUGCAAAACAGAAAAGAGGAGUCGCUACUCGGCUUCCAGGGUCCAGCUAUUGUGUCGAAACUGUUUUGCUCCAGUGGCAUCAGGCAACGACAUGAAACUUGUCGACAACGCUCACUACGUCAACGUCAAUUCGGAGUUUAAGAAUCACUACAAACUUGGUGCUCAGGUGGUACUGAAGAGGAAUUUUGAAGACUGGGAGCCUGGACACAGGAUCAUCUGCAACAAUGGCAACUGCAACAUGGACUGGGGAUAUGAGAUUAAGUACAAGAAGAGCGCCUUGCUACCAAACAUAGCCAUUAAGAACUUUGCCCUGGAGACGCCUGACGGCAGGAUGACGGUGAAGCAGUGGAAGGACAUUCCUUUCACUGUCGACGACUUCAGCUUCACAGAAUACUGCGAAGAAAACUUCCCCGACUUGUUCGACUGAGGAGAGCUCUGUGGGGGAUCACUUUAUUAUUGGAGGUGCUUAAAUACAAGCUUUUCAGCACAAAAAAACCCCAUCCCUUUUCACACAUGCUCGGCCACGUUUGCGCUGGGAGCAGCGUGCUGAAACCCAUUAGGCAUCGAUCAUGCUUGAAAUUAGCAUGACAGCUUUGUUUAUGCCCAAGGUCUGAGCCUCUUUGCAUGUUUUUCUGCGUCGGCUGCAUCUCACGUCAAGCACAGAAGCAGGAGGCAGAAAAUGAACUCUGCUACAGCAUUGCACUUUAACAAUUAUGAAUUUUUGACACGCCAUUUUUAGAGAAUAUGCAGUACUAAGAGCACAUGUACUAUGAUGAUAUUGUGUGUAAUUAUUCACAUGCUUACAGAAGCCUGAUUUUAAUUGAAGUUUUACAUCCUCCUCUUUAUUAUAUUUAGUUUUAUUGAUGUUUGAGUGUAAGUUUGAUGUUGAUGUAUGAGAUUUUUAAACUACAUAUGAAAUGAAAUAAACACUCCUGAAAUGA